AUGAAUGCGAUAACACUUCCUUAUAAUUCGAAUGACGCUCAUAUAUGGACUCAUAAAGAUCCCGAUCUUCAGUUGAUAGAGCCAAGAAUACUUGCUUCCAUUAAUAGGAACUAUCUCGUGUAUGGAAGAAAAGUCGGUCGUCCUUCCCUGAACCACCAAGUGACAAUUGUCAAUCACGGAGAACAUCCUAUAGCAUUCAAAGUAAUGACCACCGAUAACUACGCGUACUUUGUCAAUCAGGUAUUUGGAAUAAUUCCUGGACGACAUCUUCAUGCGUUACCUCAUGUUCGUGCCCCGAAUCAGUUCACUCUACAAGUAAAUCGAAGGCCAUAUAAUUGUUUCUGUGAUGAACAGCAACCUUCUCACUGGAAUACGCCUCGCAAAGACAAACUGUUCAUUCUAUUGGCAUCCGUAUUCUCAUACAGCAUUCCUCCUGCAGCUGUCUUCCAACAUCAAGGAGCUUAUGAGAAACUUCGGAUUUAUGUUUCCCUGAUUUUCAAACGCUUCCGAGGUUGGUGCACUUGGGAUUUGGAGAAAAAAAAGGAAGGUUCUUGUGAGCCACUAGGUAUGAAGAAGGAGGAAGCAAAAAACAUGAUAAUGAACAGAGAGUGUCGUAUUCCCCUCACUUUCGAGGAGAUUCCUGAGCCGCCUCCAAUGGAGCUAUCUAAAAAGAAGAAAACGUCCAAAAAGGAUAAACACAAAGCAAAAAUCGCGGAUGUCAAGAUGCAUUCUUUCCCAGCCCUUCCUGUCGAAACGCAGCUACCUUCUGAGCGUCGAAGAAAAUUCACCGGCAAACUUGGGAAGGGCAGCAUGCGGGACGACAAACCAGCAAUUUCACUUACUGCUCAUGUGCAGAACGAAGUCUCCAAGAUUAUCGUACCUUCCAAAUCAGCAAGGAGGGACAUUUCCGGAGAUAUUCCCAAAAAACUUGCAACGACAGAAAGUGUAAACAAGACCGCAAGGACUCAAGCGUCUAAACUGGAUCUUGAAGGUUCUCAGCAUCGAAAGCCAUCGUCUGAACGACAUAAGUUGGGCAAGAGCACUAUGAAAGAUCUUAAGAAUUUGAUAUCCCUGAAAUCACAAAUGAUUCAUAGCAAAACUAGUGCUUUAGUGAAAUCUGCAGAAGGAAGGAAGCCAAGUCCAUCUCAGGUAAAUAUAGCUUUACUUUCGAUACAUUACUGCUCUUUAUUCAAGUUCAUUUUUACGUUGCCUAUAUUUCACAGAGUCGCUCUUCGCGUCACUGUAGUCGUCGCUCGUAGUUUAUACGUUGUUGUGCCCCUUCGGAGUAGCAACACAGCAGCAAUAACCCGAGUACAGAGCAGUAGUGUUUCGAAAGAACGUCGUAUCGGACGCCUAACUCUCGCAGAGCUUGUGCAAAAGUGUGGCUCCUACGCGGCUUUGAAAUUUGCAAAUCUCGGUCAGAAAUCGGCAAAUUGUAUGCUGCUUGGCUAUCGUUGCUGCAAUUUUGGUGCAGUGCGCUACGCAUCAUCUUCGCAGUACUAUGAUGCAGUCGUGGUCGGUGGUGGAAUGGUAGGCAAUGCAAUGGCAUGCGCAAUGGGUCAAAAUCCCAAACUGAAAUCAAAGCGUAUUCUUUUGCUGGAAAGUGGAAGAUCCACGUCUUUACCGAAAACACCACCUGAGGAUUACAGCAAUAGAGUGUCUGCAGUCGGACCUGCUUCUGCACACUUAUUUAGAAAAUUGGGAGUAUGGGAUAGAUUGCGUGGUUACAGAGUGAAGAAGGUGAAUCGUCUCCGGGUAAUUGAUAAUUGCUCACGUGCAAAGUUGGAGUUUGACUCACCUAUAAGAGACCAAGAGGUUGCUUACAUAAUUGAGAAUAAUGUGAUCAUUGGAGCACUGUACGAUAAGGUGAAGGAUGCUUGUCCCUCUGUGGAAAUCAGGACUGGUGUUACUGUUAAAAAAUGUAGUGUGCCGUCAACGCUUAACGAAAUCGCAACUAUUGAGCUGGACAACAGUGAAAAGAUAGAGACUUCCUUGGUUAUUGGAGCCGAUGGUGCACGUUCAAAGAUCAGACAGGCCAUGAAUGUAGACUACACUGCCUUCAACUAUGAUCAGUGUGGAGUUGUGGCGACGCUCGUGGUUGAAACUCCUGGUGAAAAUGACGUGGCUUGGCAACGUUUCUGCCGUACUGGACCAAUCGCCUACUUGCCAUUAACUCGAACGCUUUCUUCUUUAGUAUGGACAACUUCAUCAGACGACGCUCAAAGGCUGUUGACUUUAACGAAAGACGAGUUUGUUGAUGAGCUGAAUCAUUCAAUGUUCACAGAAGAAGAUCAAAAUGACUGUGUUAAUAAGUCACUCUUCGCACUGUCAAGGCUACCUCUCAUCUCUAGGGAGCAUGGUCCCACUCCACAACCUCCUCAUGUUGUUUCAUUACAAGGCGACACUCGAGCUUUAUUCCCUCUGGGUUUUGGACAUGCUCACACCUAUGUGCACCCUCGUGCAGUACUAAUUGGUGAUGCUGCACAUCGCAUUCAUCCGCUAGCUGGACAGGGAGUAAAUCUUGGUUGGCAUGACGUCAUGGUGCUCAAUAGUGUUCUAUCUCGUGCAGUUACAGACGGUGGAGACAUUGGGUCUGUGACAUAUCUACGAGAUUUUGACAGCCAAGCUCAACGUCAUAAUCUCCCAGUUAUGGUGUCUUGCGAUUGGUUGAAUCGUCUAUAUCGCACAAAUGCGGCUCCCGUUGUGAUGAUUCGCUCUCUUGGUCUUGCUGCUUUCAACAGGCUAACGCCAUUGAAGGAUUUUCUCGUCAACCGGCUGUCUACGCCAGUUUGA
This is a messenger RNA of Necator americanus (New World hookworm), 2793 nucleotides long. RefSeq lists its product as uncharacterized. The transcript is spliced from 24 exons. Bases 1 to 2793 code for a protein of 930 amino acids. Gene Ontology annotation, molecular function: 2-octaprenyl-6-methoxyphenol hydroxylase activity; FAD binding; oxidoreductase activity, acting on paired donors, with incorporation or reduction of molecular oxygen, NAD(P)H as one donor, and incorporation of one atom of oxygen. Gene Ontology annotation, cellular component: mitochondrion. Gene Ontology annotation, biological process: ubiquinone biosynthetic process. The record is from RefSeq and is a predicted model, not a curated record. NCBI's taxonomy places the organism in Eukaryota, Metazoa, Nematoda, Chromadorea, Rhabditida, Ancylostomatidae.